Molecule: messenger RNA, 1515 nt
Organism: Pneumocystis jirovecii RU7
Lineage: Eukaryota; Fungi; Ascomycota; Pneumocystomycetes; Pneumocystales; Pneumocystaceae
Product: RNA exonuclease
Exons: 4
Coding region: 1-1515 (504 amino acids)
Cellular component (GO): nucleus
Molecular function (GO): exonuclease activity; nucleic acid binding
Source: RefSeq, a predicted model, not a curated record
AUGUUUCCAAACAGAAUUUUCUUUCAAAAAAUUACAUGUCCUUAUAUUCGAAAAAAUACAGAAUGUAACACAAUAUUUUGCCCAUUUAAUCAUUUAUACCAAACACUAAAAGAACAAAAUUAUGACACGAAAAAACGGAAAUAUUCAUAUACACCUAAUAUUUCUAACAUAUUACCACAAGAAAAUUAUGUUAACGUGAUAAAAAAUACAAGGGAUUAUCAGUGUAAUGAUUCUACAUCUAUUUAUGACGCAAACAAACUAAAGAAAAAUGUUAUAUUUAAAGAUAAUAAACUACAAAAUUAUUCAGAAACAAAUGAUAAUGAUAUAGGCCCAAAAUUUAUACAUACUCUUGUUCAUAUACCGCAUAAAACUCGUGUUCAUUUUUUUAGAUUAAUAGAACAAGAAUUUUUAAGAAUAUAUUCAAAAACUAAUCAAGGUAAUUUUUUAGCAAGAAACAUUUCACUAGAAAAAGAACUUGAAAUUCUGAACUCAACCUACCAAAAUAAAUCAAUUUAUAUUAAUUCAUGUAAAAAUUAUAUAAUUUCUUUAAAAAAUAAAGAUAUUUUACAUGAAAACACCACAAACACAAAGAAUGCAGAAAAUGCAGUAGAUACUAUAUUCUCAAAUUACAAAUAUAUAGAGAUAUCACUAUUAGAACUUGAAAACUAUAUAUUAAGCGAUAUUCAACUUCAAACAGCUGGUUAUAUUUUAGACAUACCUAUACCAGAAAUACAAACGAGUGAUGUAUAUUUUCAUUGUGAUAGAUGUAAUAUUCCAUUUAUUGUUAAAAAAAUUCAACAUUACACAAAAUGUCGCUAUCAUUGGGGGAAACUAAUUAAAACUAGUAAUGAACAAACAAAAAUAUAUUCAUGUUGUCAUGAGAGCAAUACUGAUUCAAUAGGUUGUAUAACAUCUCUUCAUCAUGUAUUCAAAAUUACAUCACCAUCAAAAUUGGCAGCAGAAAUAAAAUUUGUUGCAUCUCAAGCACCAAUGCAAUCAUCAUUUUUAGACGCAGCUGUCCUUGACUGUGAAAUGAUAUAUACUACAGGUGGGAUGGAAUUAGCUAGGAUUACUAUUUAUGAUAUUUGCGAAAAUUUAUUAAUUGAUAAAUUAAUUAAACCAAAAAAUAAAAUCAUAGAUUUUAAUACGCGUUGGAGUGGUAUAAAAUCAUUAGAUAAUGCAGAAUUAUCAUUAUCAGAUUUACACAACAUUUUAUUUACAGAUCUAAAAUUAUGCAGUUCGACUAUAUUAAUAGGACAUGGUCUUGAAAAUGACUUAAUAGCUAUAAGACUUGUCCAUAAACGUAUAAUUGAUACAGCAUUAUUAUUCCAAGAUGAAAAAGGAUUACAACGUAAACAUUCAUUAAAGUAUCUUGCAAAAAAAUACCUUAAACGUGAAAUACAAACAAACAUUACAGGUGGUCAUGAUAGUAAAGAAGAUGCUAAAGCAACUCUAGAUCUUGUUCGAUAUAAAAUUUAUCAUGAUAACUUAAAAAAGAUCCAUAAAUUACAUUAA